CUAUAUUUUUUAUUAAGUCCUGGUUCUGGUUUGUGUUGGUCUAGAAAAACCACUUUUCGUUCCAAUUUAAAACAGGAACAAAUUGGGAUGGCGGUUAAAGGAAGAAAAGACCGUCAAACAAAUAGUAAAAAAUCAUCUAAUAAUGAGAAACAUGAAGUAACUCUUGAUGCUAGUAGAAACGAGCAAUUUUCCUCGCAAAAUGGCGCUAGCUCUGUAUUUCCGGAAGAGAAAAAGGACGAAAACAGCAACAAAUGUGAAAAGGUGGAAAACGAAGCAAGCGCCGAGUCAGAAGAAGACAGUUGCGACGAUAAUGUAAAAUCCAAUGAGAAUCAAAAUGACUGGGCAGAGGACGAAAAUCCGGCCGCGGAAAGUUCUAAUAAGAAAAUUCUGAAAGAAGCAAAAGUAACAGUUGUUUUAAACAGUUUUAUCUGCUCUCGCUUAAUUGAUUGAAAUUACUGAACUUAUUUCGUCCAAUGAUUGUAUCUGAAUUAUUUUGUACCUAUUCAUCUAUUUUCAUUGGAAAUGCACCGGUCGGCAUAAAAGUGGAAAAGAUUAAGGCUCAUUUCUUGAAGUAUGGAAAAAUAAAAAAAUGUACCGUUAUCAAGGACAUAAAUGCCAACAGCCACUUCCGCAAAACCUAUCCCCACAUUUCCACCAUAAUCUAUAUUGACUUUAUUGACGUUGAAGCGGCUCGGAACGCGUGCCAAGAAAAUCAAAAAAUCUUUGAAGGAAAACGCCUUCGUGUUAGUUUGGCUCGGGAGCGUAAGCCAAUCAAUAAGGAAGCAACGCUGUUUGUUGGCAAUCUUAAGUAUUCAACCAGUGAAGAGCAACUGUUCGAUGAAUUCGUUGAAUUUGGCGAGAUCGAUAUGGUAAGAAUAAUAGCCGGCAAGGGAUUCGGAUUUGUUCACUUUGCGGAUCCGGCCUCCGUGGACAAGGCCGCCGUGAAGAAUAAGAUUAAAUUCAACGGACGCGAGAUUCACGUUGAACGUUCGAGGCCACCCAUUCAGAAGGAAUCCAGCGAGCAGGAAAGCAUCGACAGAGCAAUCGCUAGCCAAAAUCUGUUGAAGAAACAGCAAGCUCCGGGGGGCUACCUGAACUAUCGGCGGAACCAAACGCGAAAUCAGCUUGCACUGGAGCUGCUGGAACGGGUAAUCAACGUGCAGUGUAGGCGGCCCAAGAGCGGAAUAAAAUUCUAAAACUGGGCUUUUGAAUUCUAUAUAAAACAAGUAAAGGUCAUUGUCAUGUGUUAUUUAAGAGACUUGAAUCAAGGAUGUUCCACUAUGAUCUCACACACUCUGUUACUCAACAGAUCUAAACACGUUCUUUAUGCUAUGCUUAAAAUAAAACUUGUACAAGUAACGUAA
Culex quinquefasciatus (southern house mosquito) is the source of this 1364-nucleotide messenger RNA. Its product is annotated as heterogeneous nuclear ribonucleoprotein A1. NCBI's taxonomy places the organism in Eukaryota, Metazoa, Arthropoda, Insecta, Diptera, Culicidae. The record is from RefSeq and is a predicted model, not a curated record. Gene Ontology annotation, molecular function: mRNA binding. Bases 474 to 1196 code for a protein of 240 amino acids. The transcript is spliced from 4 exons.